AGCAUUCUGAAGGUCCAGGUUUUCAGCUGUCGGGGUUUGCCCGCUGAGGACUACAUUUCCCAGAAAUCUCCGGGCAUAGGUCUUCUCGGGGCGGGGCGAGUUUGCCUGAGGAGAGCGCUUAGAAGCGCCGAGCCUCUGAGGAUUUUCCGGCUCUUAUUUCCCAUGAGCCUCUGGGCCCAAACCAACCUCUGUUUCUGCGUCCCUUUCCCGUGUCUUCAAGGUUUUUGGACUCUGUGCGCUCUGGCUUUUCUGGACACUGCUUCAGCAAUAGAGGAACCCUAUGGAACAUUGAUCGGUUCCUCCAGUUCUAGAACCAUGACUGACGGCUCGGUGACCUUCAAGGAUGUGGCCAUCAACUUCUCUGCGGAGGAGUGGGAAUUCCUGGAUUCUGCUCAGAGGGACUUGUACGUGAACGUGAUGUUGGAGAACUACAGCAACUUGGUCUCGCUGGAUUGGGAGUCAACAUAUGAGACCCAAAAUACAUCUUCAAAAAAGAACAUUUUUGAAAUAAAUUUUUCCCAGUGGGAGAUAGUGGAAAGCAGUGAAACCCUUGACCUUGAGGCAUCUGUUUUCAAAGAUAAUUGGAAGUGUGAGAGUGGAUUCGAGGAGCUCCAGGGACAUCAAGAGGGAUACUUAAGUCAAAUGAUAAUCAGCUAUGAAAAAGUACCCGCUUACAGAAAACAUGAAUCUCUUACUGCACAUCCAAGUAUUCAUAAGCAAGAGAAACCCUACAUUUGUCAGGAAUGUGAGAAGGCUGGUAGUCGUGACUCAAAACUUAUUCAACAUGAGAGAAUUCAUUUGGCUGAAAAACAUUUCGAGUGUGAAGAAUGUGGGAAAGACUUUUUAAGUGCCUAUCAACUCACCAUGCAUCAGAAGUUUCAUACUGGUGAGAAACCCUAUGAAUGCAAGGAGUGUGGGAAGACCUUUAGUUGGGGAUCAAGCCUUGUUAAACAUGAGAGAAUCCAUACUGGUGAGAAACCUUAUGAAUGUAAGGACUGUGGGAAAGCCUUUAGUCGUGGCUAUCAUCUUACUCAGCAUCAGAAAAUUCAUAUAGGUGUGAAGUCUUAUGAAUGUAAAGAAUGUGGGAAGGCCUUUUUUUGGGGCUCAAGCCUGGCUAAACAUGAGAUAAUCCAUACAGGUGAGAAACCUUAUAAAUGUAAAGAAUGUGGCAAGGCCUUUAGUCGUGGCUAUCAACUUACUCAGCAUCAGAAAAUCCAUACUGGUAAGAAACCUUAUGAAUGUAAAAUAUGCGGAAAGGCUUUUUGUUGGGGCUAUCAGCUGACUCGACAUCAGAUAUUCCACACUGGCAAGAAACCCUAUGAGUGUAAGGAAUGUGGGAAGACCUUUAAUUGUGGCUCAAGUCUGGUUCAACAUGAGAGAAUCCAUACUGGUGAGAAGCCCUAUGAGUGUAAAGACUGUGGCAAGGCCUUUAGUCGUGGCUAUCACCUCACUCAGCAUCAGAAAAUCCACACCGGUGAGAAACCUUUUGAAUGUAAGGAAUGUGGAAAGGCCUUCAGUUGGGGUUCAAGCCUGGUUAAACACGAGAGAGUCCAUACUGGUGAGAAGUCCUAUGAAUGUACAGAAUGUGGAAAAACCUUUGGUAGCGGCUAUCAGCUGACUCGACAUCAGAUAUUCCACACUGGCAAGAAACCCUAUGAGUGUAAGGAAUGUGGGAAGACCUUUAAUUGUGGCUCAAGUCUGGUUCAACAUGAGAGAAUCCAUACUGGUGAGAGGCCCUACGGAUGUAAAGACUGUGGCAAGGCCUUUAGUCGUGGCUAUCACCUCACUCAGCAUCAGAAAAUCCACACCGGUGAGAAACCUUUUAUAUGUAAGGAAUGUGGAAAGGCCUUCAGUUGGGGUUCAAGCCUUGCUAAACACAAGAGAGUCCAUAUCAGAGAGAAGUCCUAUGACUGUAAAGCCUAUGGGAAGGCCCUUGGUAGUGGCUAUCAGUUCAGUGUGCAUCAGAGAAUUCAUACCGGUGGGCAGCCUUAUCCACAUGAGGACUUUGGGAAGACCUUUACUUACGACUCAAGCCUUGUUCAACAUGAGGGAAUUCACAGUAAUGAUAAACCGUACAAAUACACAGAAUGUGGGGAAGCCUUUAUAUGGACAGUCUACUCAGAUGAGACAGUUGAUGCUGCUGAAACUUUAUGAUUGAAGAACUAUGAAAGAACUUGUGUGUGUGUACAGCUUACUCAGUUUGAGGAGAAGUCUUAUUCUUGAGAAACCUUGUGAAUAUAGGGAAUGUUCGAAAGCCUUACUUACCUGUGUGUGGACAAUUUACGAUAUCAGAAAAUUCAUACUAGCGAGAAAUACUUUGAAUAUAAGGAAUGUGAAAAGGUC
Phacochoerus africanus (Common warthog) is the source of this 2343-nucleotide messenger RNA. RefSeq names its product zinc finger protein 283 (gene ZNF283). The record is from RefSeq and is a predicted model, not a curated record. Gene Ontology annotation, molecular function: RNA polymerase II cis-regulatory region sequence-specific DNA binding; DNA-binding transcription factor activity, RNA polymerase II-specific. The transcript has 4 exons. Gene Ontology annotation, biological process: regulation of transcription by RNA polymerase II. The coding region runs from base 163 to 2154 and encodes 663 amino acids. NCBI's taxonomy places the organism in Eukaryota, Metazoa, Chordata, Mammalia, Artiodactyla, Suidae.